Prunus armeniaca (apricot) is the source of this 2070-nucleotide messenger RNA. Lineage: Eukaryota; Viridiplantae; Streptophyta; Magnoliopsida; Rosales; Rosaceae. The record is from the annotation of a GenBank genome assembly.
AUGGAUGUUACAGAGAGUACCGAAUGUAUGAGACUCACAGAUGAGGAGUCUAUUGAUGUUUCAAUGGGUGGGGAUACAAGUGCUGCAAAUGUAGAAUAUAAAGAGUCAAGCCCUAGAAGCAAAAAGCCUAGAGGCAUCAAUAUUGGUAAGAGAAAAUUGAGAUCUUCUGCUUGGGAAACAUUUGAUUUAUUGCCUCUUGGAGAAGAUAAAAAAAGGCGUGCUAAAUGUAAAAAUUGUGAGACAAUUUAUGUGUGUGAUAGUAGGUGUGGGACUGGAAAUUUGUUGAAUCAUGCUAAAAAUUGCGUUAAGAAACCACUUGGUGAUGUGAAACAAUUACUUAUGUCAUCAUCUGGAUUGCGUUCCCCUAAAUUUGAUCAUAUCAGAUUUCGUAACUUGUUAAUAGAGGCAAUCAUAAAACAUAACUUGCCUUUUAGCUUUGUUGAAUAUGAGGGAGUUAGGGCUUUGUUUGCUUAUGUCUCACCGGAUAUUAAGUUGCCUUGUAGAAAUACUGUUAAGGCAUGUGUGUUGAGGAUGUUUAAAAGUGAAAGACAAAAACUUCAGAGUUUGUUAAGCUCAGUUCAGGGAAGAAUUUGUUUAACAUCAGAUUUAUGGACCUCUCUAUGUACUGAUGAUUAUCUUGCUCUUACUACCCACUUUGUUGAUAAAGAUUGGAGAUUACAUAAAAGAAUUAUCAACUUUUGUCAUAUGCCUCCUCCACAUUCUGGUGUUGCAUUAUCUGAAAAAAUCAAUACAUUAUUAACUGAGUGGGGGAUUGAGAAGAAGUUGUUUUCUAUUACUCUUGAUAAUGCUUCUGCAAAUACAGCUUUUGUUGAUAUUUUGACGAAUCAAUUGAACUUUAGAUCUCUUCUAUUGAUGGGUCGUAAGUUUUUUCAUGUCCGUUGUUGUGCCCACAUUUCAAACUUGAUAGUCCAAGAUGGACUUAAAGAAAUUGACUCUUCAGUGACAAAGAUUCGGGAAUGUGUCAAGUAUAUAAAGGGAUCCAAGGCAAGGAAACAAAAAUUCUACGAUUGUGUUGCACAAGUAGGGAUUGUGGGUAGUAAGAGAGGAUUGAGACAAGAUGUCCCUAUUAGAUGGAAUUCAACUUAUACCAUGCUUGAUAGUGCACUUUUCUAUCAUCGUGCAUUUAUUAAUUUAGGGUUGAUUGAUUCCAAUUUUAGUAGUUGCCCUUCUCCCCAAGAGUGGAUUAAAGUAGAGAAGAUUUCCAAGUUUUUGGGGUAUUUUUAUGAAGUGACAUGCUUAUUUUCUGGAACAAAGUACCCCACAUCAAAUUUAUUCUUCCCUAAGAUCUUCAUAAUCCAACACCAAAUCAAGGCAGCCAUUGAAGAUGAUGAUAUUUUCAUGAACAAGAUAGGAACUAAUAUGAGCAUGAAGUUUGAGAAGUAUUGGUCAGAGUACAGUUUAAUUCUUGCAAUUGCAAUUAUCUUGGAUCCUCGUUAUAAGUUGCAUUUUGUAGAGUGGGCUUAUACUAAGCUUCAUGGUAAGGAUUCUCGAGAAUUCAAGGGUGUUACAGACACAUUGACUUCCCUUUUUCAUGUGUACACGGAAACUUUAUCUCCUCUUCUUAAUGCAAGUUUUCCAACGAAUGAGACAACUAGUCACAAUGAAGGUGGAGACACCAUUCUUGAGGAUUUUGAUAAUAGUUACAAAAAUGGUUCAAGUUCAUGUAAGAAAAAUGAAUUGCAUAAGGAUUUGGAUGAGGAAAGACUAGAUAGAAAGCAAGAUAUAGAUGUUCUUUCUUGGUGGCAAAUGGAGCAUUUUCAUUAUCCAAUACUUUCACAUUUAGCUCGGGAUGUGUUAACAAUUCCCAUUUCUACCGUUGCAUCGGAAUUGGCUUUUAGUAUUGGCGGAAGAGUAUUAGAUCAAUAUCGUAGUUCAUUAUUACCUCAAACUGUUCAAGCUUUUUUGUGCACUCGAGAUUGGCUUUUUGGAAAUGGAGCAAUAGAUGAAGGAAGUGCCGAAGUGGAAAGUCUUACUGAAGAUAUUUUCAAUCUUACUUGUGAAGAGACUAGAUCAGGACAAUGUUCCAAUAUGAGAUUGCAUAUUUGGUGA